This is a messenger RNA of Magallana angulata, 2014 nucleotides long. RefSeq names its product cell death abnormality protein 1-like. The record is from RefSeq and is a predicted model, not a curated record. Lineage: Eukaryota; Metazoa; Mollusca; Bivalvia; Ostreida; Ostreidae. The coding region runs from base 228 to 1751 and encodes 507 amino acids. The transcript is spliced from 6 exons.
GAUAUUUUUUGUACCAUAAAUGUAAAAGUAUAUGUACGCUAUUGAGGCCCGGGAAGGGAUAUUGUAGAGUACAGGUAGCGCAUUGUUGUUAUCUCUUUACUGAUAACAUUCAAAUAUCAGUUUUAAACAGGAAAUCGGGUAACUGGUGAACUGGGAAGUGAAGUCAGACAUCAACACUUAUCAAUGUACUAAUUACUGUGAGUAAUGGUGAUCCGACGAUCUGGACUAUGGAAUCGGUAUUAUAUUCAUGUAUACUGGGACUAAUCGCAUGUGUAUAUAAAAUUGAUGGUAUAUCAUGUCCAGAAACAAUAUCCCUGUCUAUAAAAGACAAUCAACUUCCGGUUUACCAAGCGAUGGCGACAUUUCCAUGUGGAGGCCAUUUAAUUGGAUGGCGGACCACUGGCGCUAUACCAAAUUACAAUCUAUUCCUAGGAGUCUGGAUUCCAAAUUACGGCACCCAAAAACUCCUCACCCUUUUAGAACCUCUCAAUAAAAUUAGUGGCGGGGAAAUGGAACCGCUUAUAGUCGAAAGUGGAGAUUUCAUGGGUUUAGUGUUACUUAAUGACAGCAUUAGCUCAUCGUCCAAACUAGAUCAGCUUGCACAACAAACACAGACUCCACACUUUCUUACAUCAGCUUACACAAAGAACAAAUUGUUGGUAGCUGUGGUUCCAAGGAACACAACAAGAGGCAGUGUUUUAAAUUUUGAGGAAAUAUCGUUUCAUUUGAUUCCGGCAGAAUUUACACUGCAGGUUCAAAUGGAUUAUACUGGUAUUCAUAAAACCAAAUGGGAGUCGACAAAGAAACUUAAUAAACGGAAUAAGUCAACAAAGUGCAGUCUUAAUCUUCCAAACUGUGAGUCCUGUAUAAAGAUCAAAGGUAAACUUGCAUGCUCCCAGUGCAGGGACGGGUUUUACGGAAAAACCUGUAAAGACAUGUGUCCCGAGAGUUGUUCAUCUUGUGAACAGAAGAGCGGCGACUGCAUCCGGUGUGCGACCGAGUACUUUGGUCCCAGCUGUAAAGAACAGUGCCCCACGGGGUGCGCGCCCUCCCUGGGCUGUAACGCAGUAAGUGGGUGUGUCCAGUGUCGCCUAGGCUGGGGCGGAAUGUGGUGUAAGCAGUUCACUCAGAGCUGUGACGAAGGACGCUUCCGUGGGAGCAACUGUAAGGACCAAUGUCCCGAAAAUUGUGAAGCCUGUAACGGGACGCAAGUGAAUGAACACUGUUUGGUCUGCAAGAGAGGAUUUCAAUGGCAGCUGUGUGCAGAUGUGGUUGCAAACAAUCACGAAUCUGAAAGUAUAUCUGAUGGAGGAUCCAGCUCUUUGGGAGCCAUAUUGGGUGCUUUAUUUGCUUUAAUUAUACUUGGUGCAAUAGUGGCUGGGGUUGUUUAUUAUCUUGUAAGGCGUCGACGCAGGAAUUCUGCCAAGAGGCAGUCCGUUUUGCAAUCACUAAAUGGACUUCCUUCGAGAAAUGCGUUGGACGGAAAUGAACGUCCAUGCAAUACAUAUGUAGAGGACUUCCCAACAAAGGCAAACCAGAACAGGCGACUUCCGUUACCCCCCGGCGAAGAUGAAGAAGGAUAUAUGGCGCCUCAAGCAAAACCGGACGUGACGUCAAGACUUCUGCAAGAAGAGGAACUGUCCUCAAAUGACAAACCAUCCACCUCUGAGGCAGCAAGAUCCUCGCCCCACCAGGAUGACGUUUACGAGGUUAUUGGCGACGUGGAACACAUAGAGGAGACUUUUGAAUAGAAUUACCGCUGUGUGUGUGUGUGUGUGUGUUAUCGCUUUCUCUUUCAGUGCUUAUAAAGGGCAGCAAGUAUGAAAGAUGAGUUGAAUGCAAAUGUAUUGUUGUAAAUGUAUUACAACUGUGAAUGCAAAUGUAUUGCAACUGAAUUAGAAAAAAAGUAUGUUAUUAUGCGAUAGACAAUUGCUUCUGCAUCUCUUUUUUAUUGAAUAAACUCAUGUUUGUCAUUGGUUUUUUAAAAAUAAACUAGUAUACAAAUGCCCGCUAA